Messenger RNA from Jatropha curcas, 1396 nucleotides. Its product is annotated as ARM repeat superfamily protein. NCBI's taxonomy places the organism in Eukaryota, Viridiplantae, Streptophyta, Magnoliopsida, Malpighiales, Euphorbiaceae. The record is from RefSeq and is a predicted model, not a curated record. Gene Ontology annotation, molecular function: protein binding.
UUGCCAUAUUGAUAAACAAACGACUAGUCGCUGAGGGUAAAUAUGGUACACGGAGUUUUUGUCGCUUUGUGUAUAUUACAUUGUUGUCGACUAGCUCUGGGAUAACUUCGGGAGGCGGCAGCAGCAAUGGCAACUGAGCUUGAAGAGUUGGUGGGAUUUCUAUCUGCUUCCUCUCCGCCGGUGCAGAAGGCGGCUGUUGAUAUUGUUCGGGACUUAACUGGGUCUGAAGAUGGGUUACUGUCCCUUUCUAAGUAUGCUAAUAUUGUGCUUCCCUCAUUAUCUCGACUUUUAAGCCGAAAGAAGGAGGUAUCUGAGCCUGCAGCAGAAGCUCUUGUGAAUCUGUCACAGAACUCAAAUUUAGCUACUAAGAUGGUUGAGACUGGGAUGAUUCAAAUGGCCAUGGAUCUAUUAUAUAAGCCAGACUCUAGCAUUACCCGAUUACUUGUAAUGCUCCUAGUUAAUCUCACUCAGUUGGAUGCUGGUAUUCAAUCCUUGCUUCAGACUGAUGAUGAGAAGAUGCAAGGACUGUUUGUUAUGAAGCUUGUGAGAUCAUUCUGUAGAACCUCCAGUGAAACUAGAGACAAUCCAUUUGAUCAUGUUGGUUCCAUUCUUGUAAAUAUAUCAAAGAAAGAAGCUGGUAGGAAAAUGUUAUUGGACCCUAAGCGAGGGUUGCUGAAACAGAUCCUCAGACAGUCUGACUCCACAAGUCCAUUGCGGAGGAAAGGGGUUUCUGGAACGAUUCGCAACUGCUGUUUUGAAGCUGAGAAUGAGCUUCAAGAUUUGCUUUUGAUAUCUGAGUUUCUUUGGCCAGCACUACUCCUGCCUGUUGCUGGCAAUAAGAUAUACAGUGAACAAGACAUAUCAAAAAUGCCUCUUGAGCUUGGCAGUGCACUUUCUAUCGAACGUGAACCUUGUGAUGACCCUGAUAUUCGUAUUCAAGCACUGGAGUCUAUUUACUUGAUCACAUUACAGGAGGCGGGUCUAAGAGCCUUUUGGUCUGUUAAUGGACCUCGUAUACUGCAAGUUGGAUAUGAAGAUGAACAGGAUCCUAAAGUGAUGGAAGCUUAUGAACAAGUCGGCUCACUGCUGGUUCAUGAGCGCGGGGCAGCUGUGUCUUCGGGCGAAACCUCAUAGCAGCAAUUCAUCAUUUUGUGCAUGCAUUGGAACAAAAUUGGUCGAGAAAGAACGAAAUGGCCUUUCAAUUUUUCGAGAGGAACCUGAAAAUUUUUGUAUCAUUGUGAUAUUUAUUUAUAAACUUUGUAGUUUUAUCUUGUUUUGCCCAUCUUCAUGUUGUGUAUGUGAAUUUGGGAAUUUUUUUUUUUUUUUUCAUAUAUACAAAAUAAGUUAUCUUUUGGUUUGUUCUGUUAUGAAUUAAUCUCAAAUAAUUCCACAAUAA